Messenger RNA from Harpia harpyja (harpy eagle), 2463 nucleotides. It is a transcript of the gene DEGS2, whose product is annotated as delta 4-desaturase, sphingolipid 2. The record is from RefSeq and is a predicted model, not a curated record. Gene Ontology annotation, cellular component: membrane. Gene Ontology annotation, biological process: ceramide biosynthetic process; sphinganine metabolic process. The transcript is spliced from 3 exons. The coding region runs from base 7 to 975 and encodes 322 amino acids. NCBI's taxonomy places the organism in Eukaryota, Metazoa, Chordata, Aves, Accipitriformes, Accipitridae. Gene Ontology annotation, molecular function: sphingolipid delta-4 desaturase activity.
GGAGCCAUGGGUAACCGUGUCACCCGCGAGGACUUCGAGUGGGUCUACACGGAGCAGCCCCACACGCAGCGCAGGAAGGAGAUCCUGGCAAAAUAUCCAGAGAUCAAGACUCUGAUGGGACCAGAUCCACAUUUAAAGUGGAUUGUAUCUGGAAUGGUUUUCAUGCAGUUUCUAGCAUGCUACCUGGUGAAAGACUUAUCUUGGAAAUGGAUUUUCUUCUGGGCUUAUGGUUUUGGGGGUUGCAUCAACCAUUCACUGACCCUAGCCAUCCAUGAUAUUUCACACAACGUCGCCUUUGGGAAUAAGCAGGCCAAGUGGAACCGAUGGUUUGCAGUCUUUGCCAACUUGCCGAUUGGCAUCCCUUAUUCUGCCUCUUUCAAGAAGUACCACAUUGACCAUCAUCGGUACCUUGGUGGGGAUAGCCUGGACGUGGACAUUCCCACAGACUUUGAGGGUUGGUUCUUCUGCACACCACUUCGGAAACUGCUUUGGCUUUUCCUCCAACCGCUGUUCUAUAGUCUGAGACCACUGUAUGUGAACCCCAAAGCAAUUACACGGAUGGAAAUUUUUAAUGCUCUCGUCCAGUUUUCUAUAGACCUUAUAAUUUACUACCUUUGGGGGCUCAAACCUAUUAUUUACUUAAUAGCAGGUACGAUUCUUUGCAUGGGUGUACAUCCCAUUUCUGGGCACUUCAUAGCAGAACACUACAUGUUCUUAAAAGGGUAUGAGACAUACUCUUAUUAUGGACCUCUGAACUGGCUCACCUUUAACGUAGGCUACCACAUGGAGCAUCACGACUUCCCCAGCAUUCCCGGAUGCAGAUUGCCAAUGGUGAAAAAGAUUGCAGCAGAAUAUUACGAUAACCUCCCACAUCACCAGUCCUGGAUUCGAGUUCUGUGGGACUUUGUGUUUGAUGACGCUAUUGGUCCUUAUUCAAGGGUUAAGAGACUAUGCAAGCUGGCAAAAGAAAGCUAACGGACUAGCUCCGCCUGCUGCAUUGGUGUUUUGUUUGUUCAUUUGAAUGACUGGAGUUUUCUGCAGAAGUAGAAGGAUGUUUGUGUGUGCUGAAUUAGCGUUGGUGCAUGCUCCUUAGACCAAGAGGAUGAAUGUGAAAAUGAAGCAAUUGGAUGCACUAUUUUAGACUAUUGAUACUUUUUAAUAAAGGAUAUUUGCGUAUGUAACCCUGAGAAACUAGAUUAGAGUGAGCUAUGAUUAUAUGAACCUUUGGUCUAGGCUUAGAAUUAACUUCCUGGGCCACGUGUGCCUAAGUCUGCAAUGGAGAAUGCUUGGUGCGUGUAUGUGUGAGCAUGCAUGUGCGUAGUUCAGGACUGGUUUCUCUUCAUGCCAGAUUAGGUGUAGAUGCUCUGCGUGCACAGGACUGUGGAAGCAGGGGGAGGACUGGCACGCAGUAGUAAAUGAUACUUUCUGGAGAACACAGGGGUGCCUUUAGCUCAAUGUCUUAUCUAAUACCUUCUGAUAAUUGCUGGUAGCAGAGGUUUUAUAUAUGCAAUGGAGUAUGUGUAUAUUUUUGUACAUUUGUAUCAUUAUUUUAGCAGCUGCUGUUUGACCUUUAUUCAAGGCUUUGUCUAAACCUUUUCUGAAUGCAUUUCUGUUCUUAGGAUCUAAUACUCAGUGUAGCUAACUGGCAGAGCUGAACUGUGGCGUGGAGAAACCCUUCCUUUAGUCUUCCACUCGCUGCCUGAUCAGCAGCAUGGAUGCGCUCCUGGAGGAACUGGGUGGUCCUUUCUCACUCACCUUUUCAACAGUAUUCAUGUUUCUCAUCCUUUUCCUCACUGUAAGUUCUUCAGGGAAUUACAUUAAAAUUACAAAAUUUUAAUUGCUGCUUGCCAAGGUUGUUAAUAUUCCUGAUCACUUUUCUUGGUCUUCUCUAUAUUAUACCCCUUUCUGUGAAUAGGAGCUGGGAGUAUGUGUCAGUGAAGACAUGGAGACCUUAUAGUGAUAUUUGUUACUAACUGCUUUCAGAAAAAUUGUAACUUUUUUCCUCUGUCAUUCAAGGGGCACCAACUUGACAUUUGGGAAGCACAUGAUACUCCAGCUAUAUAGAAGUUGCCACUGAUGGCGUUAAGGGGAUAUACCUGGAACAUGGAUCUGGGGUUGCUUCACUCCCUACGUGUCUUACUUUGUGCUAUUGACAUUAACUUUCAUCUGUCAUUUCUACCCGCCGGAACAGUUAAAUAUUCCUGCCUGUCCUCUCCACCUAUAAACUUCUGGCUAUCCUCAAUAAUUCUGUAUCAUCAAAAAACUUCAUCACCAUGCCUUUCUCCAAGCAGAACGAUAUUUUGGGAGUCGGGAGUUCAGAUGCCAUCUAAUAACUUCCCUCCACCCUGGAAAGCUGACAACUUACGUCUGUCCUUACUAAGUGGUUAAUAGAGAGAUCUAUAAAGGUCCUCUUAUACUCUAACCCUCUAACAGUUUAACAACUUUGUUUUCUUCUGGAAAUCC